CGGCGUGGGGAGCCGGUUUGGCUAUGUCCGGCUUCCGCGCGUUGGGCCUGUCGCCCUGGCUGGUGUCGCAGACAGAGCAGCUAGGCCUGGCGAGACCCUCACCGGUGCAGGAGGCCUGCAUCCCGCCCGCCCUCCAAGGCCGUGACUGCAUGGGCUGUGCCCAGACUGGCAGCGGCAAGACGGCCGCCUUUGUGCUGCCCAUCCUGCAGAAGCUAUCUGAAGAUCCAUACGGCAUCUUCUGCCUGGUGCUGACGCCCACAAGGGAACUGGCCCACCAGAUUGCCGAGCAGUUCCGGGUCUUGGGGAAGCCGCUGGGCCUAAAGGAUUGCAUCAUUGUUGGUGGGAUGGAUAUGGUGGCUCAAGCCCUAGAGCUAUCGCGCAAGCCCCACAUCGUCAUUGCCACCCCGGGCCGGCUGGCCGACCACCUGCGAAGUUCCAGCACCUUCAGCCUUCAAAAGGUCAAGUUCUUGGUCCUGGAUGAAGCUGAUCGGCUGCUGGAGCAGGGCUGCACCGACUUCACCAAAGACCUGGAAGUCAUCUUGGCAGCACUCCCAGCCAGCAGGCAGACGAUGCUCUUCAGUGCCACUCUGACCGACACCCUGAAUGAGCUCAAGGAGAUUGCCAUGAACAAGCCAUUCUUCUGGGAAUCCAAAUCUGAAGUCCGGACAGUGGAGCAGCUAGACCAACGUUACCUGCUGGUGCCUGAGAAGGUGAAGGAUGCCUACCUGGUCCACCUGGUCCAGACAUUCCAGGACAAGCAUGAAGACUGGUCCAUCAUCAUCUUCACCAACACCUGCAAGAACUGCCAAAUCCUGAAUAUGAUGCUCAGGAGGUUCAACUUCCCUUCGGUGGCUCUGCACUCCAUGAUGAAGCAGAAGCAGCGGUUUGCAGCCCUGGCCAAGUUCAAAUCCAGCGUCUUUAGGAUUCUCAUCGCUACAGAUGUGGCCGCCAGGGGCCUCGACAUACCCACAGUCCAAGUGGUCAUUAACCACAACACGCCGGGGCUCCCAAAAAUCUACAUCCACCGAGUGGGCCGAACUGCCCGGGCAGGCCGAAACGGCAUCGCCAUCACGCUGGUGACACAGUAUGACAUCCACCUAGUCCAUGCCAUCGAGGAGCACAUCAAGAUGAAGCUUCAGGAGUUCUCCGUGGAGGAACACACCGUACUGAACAUCCUUACCCAAGUGAAUGUUGUGCAACGGGAAUGCGAGAUUAGAUUGGAGGCAACCGAUUUUGAUGAGAAGAAGGAAAUAAACAAACGGAAACAGAUGAUCCUAGAAGGAAAGGACCCAGACCUGGAGGCACAGCGGAAAGCUGAGCUGGCAAAGAUCAGGAAGAAGAAUGUCGAGUUUCGGAGCAGAGUCCAGCAGGUCCUGGAAGACAAGAAGCAGGUUGUCCUCCAUCGGAAGCUACGGAAGCGGCGGCAGCAACGGAAGCAGCCGGUGGCAGAGAAGUGAGGCUGCCUCCCCCCGACCCCAGAAGAAGCUUCUGGGGAAAAACUGUGGACAGGACAGGAGGAUGCUGGGAGGCCAGUUUUAUUGAAAUUUUCCAUGAUAGGAUAAAAAGAACAGACUAAUGUAAGUCUAAUAACAAGAGAGAAAUUAGAAGAAAAGAAAGGAGAUAGGAAACUACAAAGCUCUUUCUCGGUGCUAUAUCUUAACUUUUAUCCCAUACAGAGAAAGGCGAGCCUUCCCAACUCUCACCUGGGAGUAUCCCUCUCUCUCCAAGCCUUUCACCCUGGGAGAUUGCUGGGAAUCCAGUUUCCGAGGAAAUCUGAAUAUGGAACUGGGCACCUUAUCUUCAUCAGUUUACCAUGGUUACUUUCUCGCCUAUACAGGAGUAUCUCUCAUUCCACACAGCUGGGACUUUUGUUCCAGUUGCUUUUGACCCCUCAAGAUAAGUCUGUUUUCAAACUGGUCCCUUCAUUACAGGAUCACCUUCAAAAGAAUUCCUUAGUUACAGGACCACCUUCAUUGUCUCUUCAAUGUUUCUACUCUCUUCUCGUACCCACCCUCUGCUGACAGAUUCCGAAAACAGUUGCACCACCCACCUUUUCCUGGGUCCUUUGUGGUUUGGGUCCUUAAGACUGCAGCGAUGGAAGGUCUCACCGCCCCAGAAAUCCAGCUGGUGGGAAAACAGGGUGCCUCCUAUAAAUUAUAAGCCACGGGGAGGAGGAAAUACCAGCGUUUCUGUCUAGAUCUCGUUUGGCGUGGCUGCCCCUCCGCUUGGGAGUUGGGCUGUUAAGUUCUUCAGGAAGAGAAGCUGAAACCUGCCACCAGUGUGUUCGAUUGCAAACUCUCGACACAUUCUCAGGGUUCAGGAGACAGGCCAAAAUGAAAAUAUGUGAGAUAACACCUCUCCUCCUGCUCCAUGCCCUGCAUGGUUGAAGGGCGCCAGGUUGGAAAAGCUGCUCUCUAACCCCAACAACUAAGACCAGUAACCCCCAAACUCUCUGUCAAUAAAUACAAAUUCUGGCGAGUC
Lacerta agilis (Sand lizard) is the source of this 2481-nucleotide messenger RNA. RefSeq names its product DEAD-box helicase 49 (gene DDX49). The transcript has 13 exons. Lineage: Eukaryota; Metazoa; Chordata; Lepidosauria; Squamata; Lacertidae. Gene Ontology annotation, molecular function: nucleic acid binding; ATP binding; RNA helicase activity. The record is from RefSeq and is a predicted model, not a curated record. The coding region runs from base 24 to 1457 and encodes 477 amino acids.